Molecule: messenger RNA, 2016 nt
Organism: Leucoraja erinaceus (little skate)
Lineage: Eukaryota; Metazoa; Chordata; Chondrichthyes; Rajiformes; Rajidae
Gene: rspo1
Product: R-spondin 1
Exons: 6
Coding region: 857-1651 (264 amino acids)
Source: RefSeq, a predicted model, not a curated record
AAUGUGUUCAGCCUGUGUAAUGCUUGGACCGAGAGCUGGAUGUUUAUUCAAAGCGAGAUGUUGUGGGCUCUGAGCUAUAAUCAGUGUUUUGUGAACACGGAGUCUGAAUCAAAAACUGGAUUUCUUGAGCAGAAAAUGACCUAAGUGGUUGUUAAGACGCUUUAUUGCGUGAGAUGAAUUAGAGAGAAGAUCCUGUUGGAGGAAAUUCCAUCUCUAGUUCUCAGAUGGUUCACAUCCAGUGGCUUUGCCCCAUUGAUAUCUGUGCUACGGUGUGAACUGGUGUCUGUGCACGCACUGGAACAGCUGAGUAAAAUUAAGCCACAUUCUGCUUUGCAGCCACGCUGCUAUGAUUGCUGUCAAGCUGAAAUUGAAGCAAUUUAAACGCUAACUUUUACAGACUGUACCAAGACCACACUCCCAAGAAAGAAGUUUUGCAACUGAAGACCAAAGAGUUUAACAAAGAUUAACACAGUUUAACUGGUUUGUGCUUUUUGUUGGCUGUGAUAAAACAAAUACAAUAAUCUUCAUCGGCACCUGUUGAUGGCCCCGCGGCUGGUUUUCAAUAUUUAGCGUUAUAAGGUGGCUACCAAAGAACACGUUCAUGUUGAACAUAUCUGAAUGGAUUUUGACAGAACAUUUUCCAUCGAGCUGCGAUCUCCAUGGAGUUAUAUCUGAAAAUAUGCUUCCUCUUGUCCCAGUUGUGGGAGGUGCACGUGGACAGAGCUGUGUGUGUUGAGCCAUACUUCUGUGACUUGCUGUAGAAACAACCACCCAGUAUCUGAAGUGCCAUUUUUGGAAUUGUUCCUGCCUUCAUCAGCACCAUCUAGAUCCAAGGCUGAGCUGAGCAGUUAUUACUAUGCAGUUUGGAUUCUUUUUGGUGGUGAUCAUUUUAAACUCCAUGGAUUACACCGGCUGCCAUGUCUUGAAGGGAAGGAGGCAAAGGCGAAUAAGCACGGAGGUAACUCCAGUUUGUCCAAAAGGGUGCGAGCUAUGUUCAGAGUACAAUGGAUGUUUAAAGUGUUUGCCCAAAUUGUUCAUCCUUCUGGAAAGGAAUGACAUUAGACAGAUUGGCAUUUGCUUGCCAUCAUGCCCACCUGGACACUUUGGUGUGCGGACACCUGGAAUGAACAAAUGUACCAAAUGCAAAAUUGAAAACUGUGAGGCCUGCUUUAGCAGGAACUUUUGUACUAAAUGUAAAGAAAAGCUGUACCUGCACAGAGGGAAGUGUUAUGACAGCUGUCCAGAGGGGUUUGCAGCCACGAAUGGCACCAUGGAGUGUAAUCACGCUGCUCACUGUGAACUGAGUGAGUGGAGUGCCUGGGGUCCAUGUACCAAGCGAGAGAAGUUAUGUGGUUUCAAAAGAGGCACUAAAACAAGGACCAGACAAGUGCUCCAAAAGCCUUUGUCAGAAGACAUGACGUGCCCCCCAGUCAGCGAGAGCAGAAGUUGCACAGUCCAGAGAAAGCCUUGCUCCAAUGGACGAGGAAAAGGAAAUGGAAGAAAAGACAAACAGAAACCCGGAAAGAAAGGCAAAAGGAACAAAGAAGGCGGUAGUCGGCACAGCAAGAAGGAGAGCAAGGCCGGCAGUAAGAAGAAGAAAGGACAACAAGGAAAGGCACUUCCUGAAACGACCCCCAGCACCAGUCAAUAACAGCCUUAACUUUCAACACAGACACUUUAAUGCUGAUGCAUAUAAGUCAGCUCUCAGACCUGAAGCACUGCUGCGGUGAGAAAUAAAUACAGCCUCUUGCUACUCUAACUGUAACUGAAAAGAAGUGACAUUAUCGUUUUGAGGACUUAAAUAUUGCAACCCCAUUCAGUGUAUAUCUGAAAAUGGAAUGAAAUGGGUAUUAAAUAGUCCAGUGGACACAAUCUUCCAGAGGAUUUUGUUAGGAACUUCCAUGAAAACAGUGACUGAAUAUUAUAGAGCAGGCCUGCUGCAGAACCAACGGAGAUGACUGUUCUAGGGAGGGAAGGAAUGACUUUGACAUAAUGGCUUCUGGAAUUGUGCAGAUA